UCACUUUCCACGGAACUUUAAAGGAGGAGAACUUUUUUUAAAAAGGUGGACUUGGACUCUCUCCCUUUCUCUCUCUCUCUCUCUCGCGCGCUCUCUCUCGACUUUGAACCUGUUUGUUUGCAACCCACGGACUUUAAAGCGCGCGCACCCACGCGUGAUCCUCUCCGGCCACACCACUUGUUCCACUUUAGGAGUAAAGGAGUUUUUUUUUUUUUUUUUUUUGGGUUCCCCGGACGAAGCGCCCGCGGAUGUCCCGUGACCAUGGACCGGCCAGGUGAGCCGGAGACGCGCUGAAGGAACCCCCCCUGGGCUGGGGAGAGAUGCGGAUCCACUCGCGCCUUUUCCCCGCCGCGGUGCUCCUCCUCCUCCUCCUCCUCCUCCUCCUCCUCGCACCUGCUUCGGAGGGCUGCGGGCCGGGGAGGGGGUACGGCAAGAGGCGGCUCCCCAAGAAGCUCAUCCCGCUGGCCCUCAAGCAGUUCAGCCCCAACGUGGCCGAGAAGACCCUGGGGGCCAGCGGGCGGCCGGAGGGCAAAAUCACGCGCAGCUCGGAGCGCUUCAAGGAGCUGACGCCCAACUACAACACGGACAUCAUCUUCAAGGACGAGGAGGACACAGGUGCGGACAGGCUCAUGACGCAGCGAUGCAAAGACAAGCUGAACUCCCUGGCCAUCUCCGUCAUGAACAUGUGGCCCGGCGUCAAGCUGAGAGUGACCGAGGGCUGGGACGAGGACGGCCAUCACUCGGAGGACUCGCUGCACUACGAGGGACGUGCUGUGGACAUCACCACCUCAGACAGAGACAGAAACAAGUACGCCAUGUUGGCUCGGCUUGCUGUGGAGGCGGGAUUCGAUUGGGUCUACUACGAGUCCAAGGCGCAUGUCCAUUGCAGCGUCAAGUCAGAGCAUUCCGUUGCAGCCAAAACGGGAGGUUGUUUCCCUGCCGACGCUGAAGUCACCCUUGAAGGCGGCGUCACUAAACAGAUGCGUGACCUCCGACCCGGCGAGCGGGUUCUGGCGUCCUCCACUUCUGACGGUCGUCACCGCCUUCUCUACAGUCUAGUCUUAUCGUUUCUGGAUCUCCAGCCCAACGUCACGAAGAUCUUCACCAUCAUCGGAACCAGCACUGGACGUAAUAUCACGCUGACGUCGGCACACCUCAUCUUCGUCACAGACUGUCGGGGCGGACCAAACAGGGACGGUCCGAGGACAACUUUUGCCAGCGAGGUCCGGCCGGGUCAAUGCAUACUAACCUCGCAAGGAACCGAGGCAACACGCGCUGUUGUGACUUUUGUAGAGGAGAGGCCGAGCACUGGCUUGUACGCCCCACUCACCCAGCACGGCUCCGUCGUGGUGAACAGCGUUCUAGCAUCGUGCUAUGCAGCUUUAGACAACCACCAUUUGGCCCAUUGGGUUCUUGCCCCGCUUCGUUUCUUCUACACCCUGAUGGGUCCAGCAGAACAACAAACCGAUGGAGUGCACUGGUACCCUUGGCUUCUGCAACGGGUCGGGGGAAUGCUACUGGACCCCAAACACUUCCACCCCUUAGGAAUUGAGCAAGGACUCUGACAGACGAAAACUGACGACAGAAAAGUGGUGGCUUUGCCCCCUUCUUUGUAUUUAAGAACACAGGAGCACGGAAGUAGCUUUCCACCAAAGAAUAAGUCUUGCCCCCACUCCAUUCCUUGUCUGUAUUUACUGUAAAACACAACAAAUAUUCAUUUUCAAGAGAUUAUUGACAUGUGCCAAUAAAGCACACAUGUAGUAAGCAGCAAUACUGACAUAGGGCCCUUUCUCCCAUGUGCUCAAAGGGAAAAAGUGCCAGAUUCUGGCUGCUCGACCUUCUCCUACUGGACCCAAGUCUGUCACCUUCAUCCAAGAUGCGCACUUUAGGUGGAGCAACCCUUAAAUUUGGGCGUUCACUUUCAAAUCUGGCCUAUCGACCUAAGUCACUUUGCUCUGAGGCUGUAUUGAGUCCAGCGCCCCUGUGGGGUGAAACAUUAUAUUGCGCUUAAAGUCUGGGUGCACACGAAAUAAAAUGACUUUCCAGAAAACUACAAAAAAGAUUUUGAGAGACACCUGGAAACAUCCAUUGAGAUGAGGAAAAAAUGGGCGAUAACGCUACCCUGUGUUAAGUAGAGGUAUGAAUCUUCGGGCAUCUAACAGUUCAAGCCGGUUCCGAUUCCUGGGGAACCGAUUCGAUUCUCAAUUCAAACCGA
Nerophis lumbriciformis (worm pipefish) is the source of this 2215-nucleotide messenger RNA. Its product is annotated as indian hedgehog B protein-like. The record is from RefSeq and is a predicted model, not a curated record. Lineage: Eukaryota; Metazoa; Chordata; Actinopteri; Syngnathiformes; Syngnathidae. Gene Ontology annotation, molecular function: patched binding; calcium ion binding. Gene Ontology annotation, biological process: cell-cell signaling; multicellular organism development; smoothened signaling pathway.